CGUUCCACGUCAUCCACGUUUAUUUCGUUUUUCCGUCUCAACUACCCCUCCCCUCUUCCUUUCUCUCCGAUUUCCCAGUGCCGAUCGGCUUAAUUACGUAUAACCCCCAAAUCUCCGGCGGCGCUUUUUAUUUUCAACCCUCGCCGUCCUCGCCUUUCUCUGCACCCAAUACAUGCGCAGAAGAUUGGAUGGGGAAUGCUAACGGGAGAGAAGACGGACUUCCCGGCAGCAGCGAUGAAGUUUCGGGAAGAUCCGACGGCGAAUCCGGCAUGCUUGAUCAGGCGCCAAGCUCGCGAGUUCCUUCAGCUGACCUGAUGUCCAAUUCGCCGCUGCAGAGUCCGCACCGCUCCCCGUCGCCUCUCUUGUUCGCUCCUCAGGUUCCAGUAGCACCACUGCAACCUCAAGGGGGCGAUGGUGCUCCUGUUUUCAAUCAAAUAUGGUCCAGUGAGCCUCAUGUUACUGUUGAUCAUACCCCAGAGCAGGGCAUACCUACUUUGAUAACUUGGAGCCAUGGGGGACACAAUGUAACUCUGGAAGGAUCUUGGGAUAAUUGGAGGUCAAGGAAGAUACUCCAGGGAUCAGACAAGGACCACAAUGUUAUCUUGGUCCUCCCGUCAGGUGUAUACCAUUACAAGUUCAUUGUAGAUGGCAAAGUUCGAUAUAUUGCUGAUCUUCCUUGGGUGGCAGACGAGUUGGGUCGUGUCUGUAAUAUUCUUGAUGUUAAUAAUCGUGUGCCUGAGAACCUGCACAGUGUCUCAGAGUUUGAGGCCCCGCCGUCACCUGACUCUACCUAUGAUCAGGCAUUUCUAGGGGAAGAAGAUUUUGCCAAGGAUCCGUUGGUAGUUCCUCCUCAACUCCAUCUGACAGUUCUCGAUUCAGAUAAACCAGAUGAAACUGAUGCUUCUUCCAAGCCGCAGCAUGUGGUGCUUAACCACCUCUUCAUAGAGAAAGAAUGGUCGUCAUCACAGUCUUCUGUUGCUCUUGGUCUUACACAUAGGUUCCAGGCCAAAUAUGUCACGGUUGUCCUCUAUAAACCACUAAGGAGGUAAAUAUCUGAUCUCUCAAAUGUGGAUAUUUGCGCUCGAUCAGUAAUUUGGUUUCAGACAACUCUGUGGGUUUUUAUCUCCCAAGUCCCAACUAGUGUAUGACUACAUCUCUGAUCUGAUGAUGCAUUCUCCCUAAUGAUGCCCAAAUGCAAGAAUGUAUUUAGGUGUACCCUUGAUCCUCUCUGGGUGUUUCCAUCCUUUGCAUUUAUCUUUAGGUGUAGCUAGCAUACAUUCUCACUGCAUUUAUCAGCUCAAUCAUAUGCCAUUUUCCGGCCUUUUCAAGAAAACGAGCAUGAUUUUGUAGUCUGUUUCAGUUCUCAUGGCUUUGGGGUAUUCAUGAACUAUGGAGUCGAUGUAUAUUACUAUAACGUUGUCAUCAUCAUCACUAAUACUACUACUACUAGGAUACAAUCAUCAUCUUCAUGCAUCAUGAUGCUAUUUUUGAGACAUGGCAUGUUUUCACACAUGAAAUAUAUUCAAGUAAUUGAAAAUAGGGACAAUCUAUUCAUGGAGAUAUGCCGUAGUUAGUUAUUUAGGACAUGUUUGGUAAAAGCGUUAACGAUUAGCGUUAGCGUUUUGAAAAGGCUAUCUACGGCCAGCGUUUAGCGUUAGCGUUUUCAAAGUAAUCUGAACCGUUAAAAUUUUAUCCAAAACGCUAAUGCUAAUCUCUAACGCUAUUCCCAAACAGGGUUAAUCUCUGGCGCAUUCACUUUAUAGUCCUUAAAUCCUCAUCCAUGUAAUUUUUGUCCAUUCACUAACAGAAACGGAAUGUAUGUGAUGUCCGAAUAGUUACAAGGAUGCUAAGAUAAUUGUGUAAUAAGGCUGGUAAUAUAACACCACUAAGAUCUGUAUUACCAAUGCAACUAAGAUAUAAAUCCUUAGAAAAAAAAUUGUGUAAAUUGUCUCUCCAAGAUAUAAUCCUUGGGGAAAAAAUUAGAAAUAGUACAAUCAUGAAGAGACACUGAAGUGGAGAUAUUGUACCGCACUCUGCGAAUUGCUACGGCAUACUUGACACGAUCUUAAUGCCGAACUGCUGAAGUGUUAUUUUCCCUUCAAGAUAUGUAAAUUAGAAAUUUGUACAGAAGUCGCGAAGACAAGGUUUUGAUUUGCGCUGUUUUUUGCCUUUACGCACCUCUUUUUGGCUCCGGCCUCUGCUUUCCAAGCUCCUCAGUCGACCUCUGCAACAUUAGAACAAUUGUACUAAACCAUCGCUUCCAUAGCUACUCAAUAUCUUGUUUGAAUAAAUCCCAUGAAUGGUGUCUUAUAACAUGUUCUAUUUAUUUAGUCUCCAAUUCUUAAAUAUUAAAUACAUGGUUUCAAU
This is a messenger RNA of Cuscuta campestris, 2367 nucleotides long. The record is from the annotation of a GenBank genome assembly. Lineage: Eukaryota; Viridiplantae; Streptophyta; Magnoliopsida; Solanales; Convolvulaceae.